Molecule: messenger RNA, 2489 nt
Organism: Bufo gargarizans (Asiatic toad)
Lineage: Eukaryota; Metazoa; Chordata; Amphibia; Anura; Bufonidae
Gene: HACD3
Product: 3-hydroxyacyl-CoA dehydratase 3
Exons: 11
Coding region: 56-1135 (359 amino acids)
Biological process (GO): sphingolipid biosynthetic process; fatty acid elongation; very long-chain fatty acid biosynthetic process
Cellular component (GO): endoplasmic reticulum membrane
Molecular function (GO): 3-hydroxyacyl-CoA dehydratase activity
Source: RefSeq, a predicted model, not a curated record
CCGGGUUGCAGGCUUGGAUUGUUCUAGUAGCGGUAGCAGGGAGCAAGGUGUCGCCAUGAGUCUCACCCCGCCGGUGUAUUGGGCGCAGAGGCACCAUGAGCUGUACCUCCGGGUGGAGCUCAGCGACGUGCAGAACCCAGACGUCAGCAUUACGGACAAUGUGCUGCAUUUCAAAGCUUUGGGACACGGUGCUAAAGGGGUUAACACAUAUGAGUUUUCACUGGAAUUCCUUGAACCUGUAAAGAUGAAGGUUCUACAGCGAUCCACUCAGCGCCAUGUCAACCUAACUGUAAAGAAGGCUGAAAGCCACUGGUGGCCUCGCUUGACCAAGCAGGAACGGAAACCACUGUUCCUGAUCCCAGACUUUGACCGCUGGCUUGAUGAAUCUGAUGCCGAGAAGGAGCUCAGGGACAAGGAAGAAGAGAGAAUAACAAAAAUAAGAACAGAAUCUAGAAUCCGACAAGAUCCUUUCCUCUACUUGAAGCGUGGCUACCUGUUCAUGUAUAAUCUUGUGCAGUUCCUGGGCUUCUCCUGGAUAUUCGUCAAUAUGACCGUCCGGCUCUUUAUUUUGGGAAAAGACUCCUUCUAUGACACGUUUCACACAAUGUCUGACAUGAUGUAUUUUUGCCAAACCCUGGCCCUUUUGGAGAUUAUAAAUCCCUUAAUAGGAUUGGUGAAAACGGGAGUUGUGCCAGCGCUGAUCCAGGUGCUAGGCAGAAACUUUGUCCUUUUUAUCAUCCUUGGCCAAUUGGAUGAAAUGCAGAGCAAAGGAGUGGUCUUCUUUGUGUUUUACCAGUGGAGCGCCAUUGAGCUUGUCAGGUAUCCAUUCUACAUGCUGGCCUGCAUAGACGUGCACUGGAAGCUGCUUACAUGGCUCAGGUACACCAUCUGGAUUCCCCUCUACCCACUGGGUGGUUUAUCUGAAGCUAUUUGUAUCGUCCAGUCAAUAGCUAUCUUUACGGAGACGGGGAAAUUUAGCCUCCAGCUCCCAUCACCUCUAAAUGUGAAUAUCAGCUUCUCCAUCUUCCUUUCCAUCUAUCUGGUGAUCUUAUUUUUGGGACUCGCCAUCAAUUUCCGCCAUAUGCUUAAACAAAGACGGAAACGUUUGGGAAGUCGGAAGAGGAAGAUGCAUUGAUUUCUGACCACUUUUAUUAGUUUUUUUUUUUUUUUUUUAAGUGGGUGGGAUAAGAAUUUAUUUAAAAAUAUACUGUUUUGUUUUUUUGACUCUCCCGUCCCUCCAUCCUCCCACUUUAACAAAGGGGUUGUCCGGGCUACAGGUAUGAAUGACCUGUCCUUUCCUUUGUAGCAGCAGUGCGGUGUAAUUACAGCUGAUGUGCCAUUCCAGUGAACAGGAGAGGAAGCUGGAAUUGCACUGCGCCGCUGCUACAAGGGGGACGGAGUGCAGGCGAACAUUGAAGGGCGCACAGCGCUCACACAAGCACAGCUGAUUGAUGGGAGUGCCAGUGGAUCUGCUAUCCCGAGGAUAGGGCAUCAAUAUCUGUAGCCUGGGCAACACCUUGAAUACCUUUUUGUUUUCAUUGCUGGGACCAAAGGGUUAAUAAUGACUGAAUUUGUUAGCUCUAUGUUCUGAAACUACAACUCCCAAAGUGCUCCAUUCACUUCUAUGGGAGUUAGAAGAACAGUCAAGUAUGUUUGCAGGCUGAGAGUUGUAGUUUCACAGCAGCUGGCGAGCCGAAGGUUGCUGAUCUCUGCUCUAUACCAUCACCUUCACGGUAGUAGUAAUGGGUACCACUUCAGCAUGGUCGAUAUAAACCUCAGACUAGUUAAAGGGGUUGGCUACUUUCUGACUACUGUUGACCGAUAUGUAUGUCAGAUGACUAUAUGACACUUACUAAUAUAAGCUUUGUUGAUAUUCUGUGCGGUUUUCUAUAUUUCAUAAGCAAUGCCUCCUUUUAGGCAAAUCUUCUGUGCUGUCCACAUAGAGGUCCUGCCCAUCAGAUGGCCGCUGAUUAAUGGUUAUGUGACCAGACAUUACUCUGUCUCCUCCAUUCACACACACACACACACCACACCUGCACUAAACUCCCAACAGUGAAAGUGAUGGCAGAUGUGGUGUAUUUGAACGGAGGAGACAUCACAUGGAUGGGAUUUUACCAGGUCAGAAGACCCUCAAUCAGCAGCCAUUUUAUGGACAAGAUCUCCGUAUGAACAGCAGAAAAGACUUGGCAAACAAGGAGGCAUACCUUAAGAAAUAUAGAAAAUGGUCAACAGUAGCCAGAAAGUAGCCAACCCCUUUACAUUAGCAUCAGCAGAUUCGUAAAAUGUAGUUAAGAGAUGAGUGGAAUCACUUUUUGUAGUGCUGAAGUAUUUCUGGCAAUAUGUAGAAGCUGCCGCCCAAAUAUCUGCAUCCAGAGGCAUUUGUCAUGGUGUAACGCCACCAAAAUUACCUGUAUGGUCUUGCUGUAUUAUUAAAACACGAUCAUGGAAUAUAUUGUAUAAAAUUAAAGAGAACUGAGAUUUUUACUGAA